Pichia membranifaciens NRRL Y-2026 is the source of this 1011-nucleotide messenger RNA. RefSeq lists its product as hypothetical. NCBI's taxonomy places the organism in Eukaryota, Fungi, Ascomycota, Pichiomycetes, Pichiales, Pichiaceae. Gene Ontology annotation, biological process: transmembrane transport. The coding region runs from base 1 to 1011 and encodes 336 amino acids. Gene Ontology annotation, cellular component: endoplasmic reticulum. The record is from RefSeq and is a predicted model, not a curated record. The transcript has a single exon.
AUGUUCUCCUUGGAAGAGGAGCCAUUCCAUCUCAGUUACGAGUUUGUCCACCACAUCACUCUUCCAGGCUUGUCUCCAAUCUAUAGUGAGAUCCAUUGUGACGCAAACUACGAGCUCUGCCAAUUGACCGUCGGUGAAGGUGAAAUUAACGCUGCUUCCAGUUUGACCGCUUUCGCUUUGUCUCCACUCUUCGACUUGAGCUCUACCUUCUUCUUGAUUGCCGGUAUUGCUGGAAUCUCCCCAUUGCAAGGUACCAUCGGUGAUGUUACCUUCGCUAGAUUUGCCGUCCAAAUUCUUGAGUACGAAGUCGACGCAAGAGACCUUCCUUCCAACUGGACCACAGGCUACUUUGCCUUGGGUUCCGAAGAACCUGGCCAGUAUCCUGAAAAUAUCUAUGGCACAGAAGUGUUUGAGUUGAACGCAAACUUAAGAGACCGUGCUCUAUCCUUAGCACAAGGUGCCUUCCUUUUCAACGGUAGUGCCACUAACGAAGAGUUCAGAUCCACCUAUAACUACUCCCCUGCCAACAAACCUCCAAAGGCAAUUGCUUGCGACACCUUGACAGGUGACACAUAUUGGUUCGGUGAGCUUUUGGACCAAACUUUUGCCAAUUACACUUCUUUGAUCACAAAUGGUACUGGUACCUACUGCACAACCCAACAAGAAGACAACGCAAGUUUGGAAGCUCUCAUCAGAGCUGCAAUGUAUGGUUUAGUUGACUUUAGCAGAAUCGUCGUUAUGAGAACCGCCUCUGACUUCACCUACUCCAACGACUACGCUGGAAACAAGACUGUUGAAUUCUUCGACGACGUCUACCAGGGUGGUAUCACCGCAUCAGUUGUCAACUUGGUUUACGCAAGUAAGCCUUUCAUUAGCGACAUCUUGGACAACUUCGAACUCUAUGAUAGCGGAAUUUAUGGUCCUGACAACUAUAUCGGAGACUUCUUCAACUCUCUUGGUGAUGAUCUUUCUUUCAGAACCUGGGGUACACCAGAAUGGGGCACUGCUUAA